Messenger RNA from Nymphaea colorata (pocket water lily), 1359 nucleotides. RefSeq names its product protein ORANGE-LIKE, chloroplastic. Bases 53 to 1039 code for a protein of 328 amino acids. NCBI's taxonomy places the organism in Eukaryota, Viridiplantae, Streptophyta, Magnoliopsida, Nymphaeales, Nymphaeaceae. The record is from RefSeq and is a predicted model, not a curated record. The transcript is spliced from 8 exons.
CGUUUAAGUAACCCCACGGCACAGGAGAGAGAGAGGGAAGGGCGAGGGAGAGAUGGCGUACGUGGCCUUCGUCUCCUCCUACCACCUGCGGCUCGCUGUGGCUUCUCGCUGCUGCUGCUCCUCUGCUUCUUCUCCUCCUCCUCCUCUUACCCUUCUUUGCGGGAAACCCGUCUUAUUCCACCACCGCCCACUUCUCAUCAGAAGAAGAGGAAUCCAAUUUCUCAGUUCAAAGUUGGGGCUUCGGAGCAGACCCAAUUGCUCUGCCAGCAGGAAUCCCCCCGCUGGCGAUGACGUAACAGACUUCUGCAUUAUAGAAGGGCCGGAAACGGUUCAGGAUUUCGUUCAGUUGCAGAUGCAAGAGAUACAAGACAAUAUCAGGAGUAGGCGAAACAAGAUUUUUCUGUUAAUGGAGGAGGUUAGGAGAUUAAGGAUACAGCAGCGAAUAAAAAGCACUGGUGCAGUGAAUGAAGAUAGUGAGAAAGAAAAUGAGAUGCCUGAUAUGCCAUCGUCUAUUCCUUUUCUUCCUAAUAUGACAUUCACAACUCGAAGGAAGCUCUACCUUACAUGCUUUUUACUUAUCUCGGGAAUAAUUCUUUUUGGAGGCUUCCUUGCACCAACACUUGAACUAAAACUGGGGUUGGGUGGUACCUCCUACGAAGACUUCAUCCGCAGUCUGCACCUACCCCUGCAGCUAAGUGAAGUGGAUCCCAUUGUAGCAUCCUUCUCAGGAGGAGCAGUUGGAGUCAUUUCUGCUCUUAUGGUGAUUGAGAUUAACAAUGUUGAGCAACAGGAGAAAAAAAGAUGCAAAUAUUGUCUUGGGACUGGAUACCUAGCAUGUGCAAGGUGCUCCGGCAGUGGUCUCUCUUCAACCAUUGAGUCGAUCGCCUUUUCCAGUAGUUCUAACUUCCCUCUAAGUGCCCAAAAAAAUGAAAGGUGCAUAAAUUGCUCUGGCGCGGGAAAGGUCAUGUGCACGGGAUGCUUAUGCACUGGGAUGGCUAUGGCAAGUGAGCACGAUCUACGGAUAGACCCAUUUGACUGAUGGCUUUAUUUCUCUGGUAAACGCGCAGCAGCAUGAUAAGUCUUGGUUCUAGGGUACAGAUCCUCAAAUGGGCUGUUGGGAAUCUUCAGAUAAACAAUGGACUCUCAGACCUCGUGGGCCUGUUGAGUAAAUAUAGCGCUGGAAGCCUGGACACUGGACAGGACCUUUGCGAUUACUUCCAUAUUCACAUGGCCAUGACAGUAAAUUUGAAUGACUUUGCAAAGUUCUGUGUUUCCUUUCCUGGAGCAUUACUGUUCAAUGUAAAGGUUCUAUCUUUGAACUAUUUCUAAUAAGUAAGAAUGGCCUGUAAAAUUGCCUCA